UGGACGUUCUAAAAAUAGCGGAAGUGAGUCGGUAUAUAAAACUUUCGACGGCCAUUUUUUGGUAGUGUUUAUGAAGAAGAGGUGGAGUGAAAUUCUUAGUGUUUAGUGAUUUAUAUAAACAAUUAGACAUUAUAGUAUCUAAAAAUGCAGGCUAUAAAAUGUGUAGUGGUUGGUGAUGGUGCUGUUGGUAAAACCUGUUUACUGAUCAGUUACACAACAAAUGCUUUCCCAGGAGAAUAUAUUCCUACAGUAUUUGAUAAUUAUUCUGCAAAUGUUAUGGUAGAUGGUAAGCCAAUUAAUUUAGGAUUAUGGGAUACAGCUGGACAGGAAGAUUAUGACAGGUUACGUCCCUUGUCAUAUCCACAAACUGAUGUGUUCCUUAUAUGUUUCUCUCUGAUAAGUCCAGCCAGUUUUGAAAAUGUUAGAGCAAAGUGGUAUCCAGAAAUCCUUCACCACUGUCCAGAUACACCUAUUAUUCUUAUUGGCACAAAGUUGGACCUGCGCGAUGACAAAGAAAUGUUGGAGUCGCUCAAAGCCAAGCAUCUGUCGCCGAUAACUGCACCACAAGGCAUGGCACUGGCCAAGGAUAUUAAAGCAGUAAAGUAUAUGGAAUGCUCUGCGAUGACGAUGAAAGGCCUGAAACCUAUAUUCGACGAGUCUAUCCGAGCUGCUUUAAACCCACCACCUGCUCGUCUGAGAAAGAAAAAGAAUUGCAGACUUAUAUGACAUUUUUGUGUUUUAUUCCUUAUUGUUUUCAUAUUUAAGUGGUGAUAUCUUUUAGAAUAUUUUCCUUAUCAACUGUUAUUUUUCAUCGAAAAUAUUUAAUGUAAUAUUAUUACCUUAAAUGAGAGGACAAGAUCUUUUCUUUUAAGUUGUUUUAGGCAGUUUUAAACUUUUGUUAACUGUUAUUUCGAAAAUAGACGUGCUGCUUACUGUUAUUGACUAAUUUACUGUUUUCAGCAAAAUUAAAAAAAAAUGUUAACCUGUUAAUGGACCCCACCUUCCCCCUUAAAUAAUAUUAAAUAUAAACGUUAAAUAAUUUGAUAAUUGAUAACUGAUUAAAUAAUACAGCUUUGUUUAUCUUUUUGACUUGUGAAAAUCGGGUUUUUGUUUCAGAAAUUCCCUGAUUUUCAAGUUAUAACGAAAAUAAUGUGCGAUUUGACAAUUGACGAAACAGAAAAAUUAAAAAUACCGUUUUAAUUGAGCAAUGGUGGAUCCAGUAUUUGAAACAUAUGUGGAUAUAAACACAAGUAUAAGUGACGAGAGUGUAUUCAGUUUAUAACAUAUAUUUUUUUUCCAUUCUCGUCUCGUACCUGUGGGUAUGAACCACAGAGAGAUACAAAAUAUGCCAAUGAAUUCGUGAGUAAAAUGUUACUUUGCCAUGUGCAUUGAGGACAAAUAACACAAGCUAAACUUACAAUUCUCAGAUUUUCUCUUUGGAAUUAAAAUUCAAGAUGUCUUUGAGCUGAACAUUUGAACAUUCGUACAAAUGAAACUGGAUCAUUAUUUAAUUUUGAGGAUACUUGCUGGAACCACUACAAUUUGAGAGGUUUUUUUUUAAAGAUACGUACAGAUCAGCUAUGCAUGUUUCUGAAAUCGAGAGUCCCGGGAGUUGAUCGGCUACAUCUUCACUCUACCCGACUGUGAAAACCAUUCUCAGUCAGGUAGCUUGAGAUGGAGUAUAAUUAUGAGGAGUUUACUUCCGCUUUUUAAACUAUUUUUUUUUCUACUGGGGAGUAAAAUGUGCUAAACUCCAGAAUUAAAAAAUAAAUUAUCAGAAAAUUUCUGAUAUUAUACUUUCUUUUUAUCAUCUUUCAGAUCUUGAAAACUUCCAUCUCGUAUGUUGAAAUAAUGAUUAUGGUGUCACUAAAUGUUGCAUUAAAGGCAUUAGUGAAAUUUACAAAUUGAGAUGUUUAUUAAUUUAAUUUAUUUCACUAUAUAUCACUUAUAAAAAAAAUUUUUGUAUUAUAUAUUAUCUUUAACCAUUAUGUAUUUAUAUUAUCAUAUGGACAUUAAUAACUGUGUGUAAGCUUGUACCUCUUCAGUCAAAUUGAAGAAAAAAAAUCGUUUUUUCUCUAAUUUUUUUUUGCACUUUUUGUUUUGAUUAUACAUUUAUAUAUAUUAUAAUAAUGACUAAAGGUUGUUCUGUUCUGAGUGUGGUUGAUGACAAUCCAGAUUUUUUUUAAAAAUUUUAUAUCAAUAAAAUCCUUGACUUUUGA
This is a messenger RNA of Mytilus californianus (California mussel), 2219 nucleotides long. RefSeq names its product ras-related C3 botulinum toxin substrate 1. The transcript is spliced from 5 exons. NCBI's taxonomy places the organism in Eukaryota, Metazoa, Mollusca, Bivalvia, Mytilida, Mytilidae. The record is from RefSeq and is a predicted model, not a curated record. Gene Ontology annotation, molecular function: GTPase activity; GTP binding; protein kinase binding. The coding region runs from base 145 to 726 and encodes 193 amino acids. Gene Ontology annotation, cellular component: cytoplasmic vesicle; cell projection; cytoskeleton. Gene Ontology annotation, biological process: actin filament organization; motor neuron axon guidance; cortical cytoskeleton organization.